This is a messenger RNA of Xyrauchen texanus (razorback sucker), 1065 nucleotides long. RefSeq names its product trace amine-associated receptor 13c-like. The record is from RefSeq and is a predicted model, not a curated record. The transcript has a single exon. Gene Ontology annotation, molecular function: trace-amine receptor activity. Gene Ontology annotation, cellular component: membrane. Gene Ontology annotation, biological process: G protein-coupled receptor signaling pathway. NCBI's taxonomy places the organism in Eukaryota, Metazoa, Chordata, Actinopteri, Cypriniformes, Catostomidae. Bases 49 to 1065 code for a protein of 338 amino acids.
GGACAAGAAGGAGAGCAGAACAAACUCCUAAAAGGAGGAGACUUACUUAUGGCCUAUGAGACUGAGGAUCAUGAGACUCAAUACUGCUUUCCUACCAAUAACUCAUCAUGUAUCAAGGGGAAACGCUCCAUAAAUGAAUACAAUGUCAUGUACAUGUUUUUUUCAUUGCUGUCAGCAUGGACUGUGUUUCUGAAUCUGUUGGUGAUCAUCUCCAUCUCUCACUUCAAGAAGCUCCACACUCCAACCAACCUGCUCAUUCUCUCUCUGGCUGUGGCCGACCUGCUUAGUGGACUUAUUGUCAUUCCCAUAGAGGCCUUCAGGCUGAUUGAGACCUGUUGGUACUUUGGAGACUAUUUAUGUGGAUUGUUUGUAACAAUCACUGGGCUGCUUUUCUCAAUAUCUCUUAGUAACUUGGUUUUAAUUGCUGUUGAUCGCUAUGUGGGUGUGUGUCUCCCUUUACUAUAUCCACAAAAAAUAACCAUGACCACAACUUCAAUGAGCAUCUGUUUCUGCUGGUUUUGCUCUUUAGUUUACAACAUUACCCUUGUGAUCAGCAACAACUUUUUUGACUCCUCACAGAGAACAGAUGUGUGUUUCGGAUUAUGCUUGGUUAUGAAUAGUUCUGCUUGGAGAUACACUGAUUUGACCUUUUCCUUCCUGUUUCCUUGUUCCCUGAUCAUAAUUUUAUAUUUGAGAAUAUUCUAUGUCGCACAUCGGCAAGUGAAAGUUAUCAACUCUCUGUUGAAAUUUGGAAAACGUGGAAUGGAAGGUUCUGUGAGGAGGAAAUCUGAAAGCAAGGCUGCUCUGACAUUAGGAAUCAUUGUGACAAUUCAUCUUCUCUGCUGGUUGCCAAUGUAUAUUUUUUCUUUUACUGGAAACACAGAAUUGACCUCGGUAGUAGUAAGUUUUCUAAUAUGGGUCUGCUAUAUUAAUUCAGGUCUGAAUCCUCUUAUCUACGCUUUAUUUUACUCCUGGUUUAGAAAGUCAAUCAUACACAUUCUAACUCUUAGAAUAUUUCAGUCAGCAUCCUCUCUGAAGGACAUUUUUAUAAACUAUCAAUCAUGA